GUGAAGAGGUCUGCAUGGAAGGCGAGGAGGAGGGACGCUGGUGGGAGGGACGGCACAACGCCGAACCGGCCGCAGCAGCGGCAUCAUCAUCAUCAUCAUCAUCAUCAAGGGGCAUCCGCAGUCGUGGUGACGCUCCAAUGAUGCCGUCCUCCUCAACCCCACCAACCUAUCAACCCACAUCAGCCACCAGUCUGGUAUCGGAACGAGGCCUUUACGUCAACUGGUUAGACCAGGCCUGGAUUGAGCGGCUGCUGGCUCCCUCCCUGGACCCCCAGGGACCCCACCUAGCCGCCUUCGAGCCGCGCCACGUGUCAGGGGUGCUUUGGGCUCUCGCCAAGUUUGAUGUACGGCCGCGUGCUGAGCUCCUUGCGACUCUAUGUGAGCGAGCAGCGCAACUGGCUCGAGACGCAGCUUGCUACCCCUACGCUUCCUCGACCUCAGCCGUCGCCACUCAGUCCACACCAGGCGCUUUACAUCAGGCCGCUGACCCUUCCUCUUCCUCCUCCUCCUCAUCAUCAUCAACAUCAUCAGCAGCAGCAGCAGCAACAGCAGAAGCAGCAGCCUCUUCCUCUCCUCCACCGGUUGGCGAUGCCGACCUGAAGCCCCAGAGCCUGUCGCUGACGCUUUGGGCGCUGGGUCGUCUAGGGUUCUACCCGCAUGGCUCGGUGAUGACGUCAUUGCUGGCGGCAUGCGAGGCAGACAUGCGGGCGACACUCGUGCGCGAUGCGCAAGUACGGCAGCAGCCGUACGGCAACGGUUACCGCUGCCGUGCAAUUGAUGUAGCGCAUCGGCUUUGGGCGCUUGCAGCGCUGGGGUACCACCCCGGGGAGGAGUGGCUGGACUUGGCGACGUGGACGUUCCUGACCCGUGGGUCGGUUGAAGAGGUCUCCGGUCAAAGCUGCAGCAUGGUCAUCUGGGCCUUAGCCACACUGCGCCUACAUCAUCAACCUCAACCGCAGCAUCAAACCCAGCCGCAGCAGCUCCAGGAGGGUGAUACCCCCGCUGCCGCUGCGACCCAUGGGUCAGGACGACCCAUGGCAGCGGUCCCCCAAGCAGAGGCUGCACCGGCAGCAUCAGCAGCAACAGCGGCACCGACUGUACCCAUGGCACAAGUUGACGCCCCGGGGGAGGAGGGUGAUAGCAGCUGCCACAUGGCUAUACAGUCCUCAGCACCAGCAGCAGGGGCAGGAGCGGCGGCAGCAUCAGCAGCAUCAGCAGCAGGAGCGGCACCCACCUCAUUGGACCCCCACCUGCUGCUGGGCCUGCUGGAGGGCUGCCUGGAGCGCAUGAGCCCGCAGCACCUUGCCACGGUGCUGUGGGGGCUGGAGAGGCUGGGUGUGCGACCCAGUGAGGCAUGGCUGCAGG
Astrephomene gubernaculifera is the source of this 1365-nucleotide messenger RNA. NCBI's taxonomy places the organism in Eukaryota, Viridiplantae, Chlorophyta, Chlorophyceae, Chlamydomonadales, Astrephomenaceae. The record is from the annotation of a GenBank genome assembly.